Cajanus cajan (pigeon pea) is the source of this 3863-nucleotide messenger RNA. Its product is annotated as respiratory burst oxidase homolog protein A. Gene Ontology annotation, molecular function: peroxidase activity; NAD(P)H oxidase H2O2-forming activity; calcium ion binding. The record is from RefSeq and is a predicted model, not a curated record. Gene Ontology annotation, cellular component: plasma membrane. Lineage: Eukaryota; Viridiplantae; Streptophyta; Magnoliopsida; Fabales; Fabaceae.
CCAACCCAACCCCUUUUAUCUUUUCUAUCUGCCCUCCAUUUAGCCACCAAGUCCCACACUACUAAUAUAUAUGAAUACACGGCCUUAUUUUCUUCCAUAUAAUUAUUUUACUACUUUAUAAACAUUCCAUCCUAUUCUCUUCUCCCUCUUAAUCACUCCUAUUAUAUAGGUCCCCCCCAUUAACAAUAUAAUUACGCUUACCUUCUCAUUCUCAUAUCUUCCUUUACGCGUUCAGCUCCUUCUCUCAGGUUAUCAACGCGUUCUCUCUUUCUUUUUCUGUUCAGAACUCAACUUUCCAGAACAAGCUAUUUUACUCGUAACUUUGCUCAACCACUAGUCCACUCCAUGCCCAAUAAUUUACAUUCCUUUCGUUAGGAAAAUAAAUUCGACUACAGAAUAAAACAGAUACUUAAACGCCCACCCUACAUUCCCUUCGCUCCUUUUGUCUCAUCAAUGAAUGGUAUUCCGAAACACGAACGCCGAUGGGCGUCCGACACCGUUCCUGGGAAAGCAACCGUCAGCGCCGGAACUUCGCCGGGAACCGAAUCCAACUCCGCCGCCGAGGAGUUCGUGGAGGUAACUCUCGAUCUCCAAGACGACGACACCAUCGUUCUCCGGAGCGUCGAGCCGGCCUCCGUCAUUAACAUCGACGACAGCGUCUCCGGCAGCGGAUACGAAACUCCGGCGUCAGUCACGCGGUCGCCGACGAUCCGGCGAAGCUCGUCGAGAGGAUUUCGGCAGUUCUCGCAGGAGCUGAAAGCGGAGGCGGUUGCGAAGGCGAGGCAGUUCUCGCAGGAGCUGCGAAGGUUCUCAUGGAGCCACGGCAAUGCUUCGCGCGCGCUUUCGUCUUCCUCCGCUCCUAACGCCGGCGCCGGAUUCGAAACGGCGUUGGCGGCUCGCGCUCUCCGGAAGCAACGCGCUCAACUUGAUCGCACGCGCUCCGGCGCGCAGAAAGCACUUCGCGGUCUGAAAUUUAUCAGCAGUAAAUCAAACGGCGUUGAUGCGUGGAACGAGGUGCAGAGCAACUUCAGUAGGCUCGCCAAGGACGGUUUUCUCUAUCGCGCUGAUUUCGCUCAAUGCAUAGGUAUGAAGGAUUCGAAGGAAUUUGCUCUGGAACUGUUUGAUGCUCUGAGUCGUAAACGAAGGUUGAGAGUUGACAAAAUCAGCAGGGAUGAACUGUUCGAAUUCUGGUCGCAAAUUACCGAUCAGAGUUUUGAUUCGCGGCUUCAGAUCUUCUUCGACAUGGUGGACAAGAACGAAGAUGGGAGAAUCACCGAAGAAGAAGUAAAAGAGAUCAUCAUGUUAAGCGCUUCUGCAAAUAGGUUGUCCAGAUUGAAGGAGCAGGCCGAAGAAUAUGCAGCUCUCAUCAUGGAAGAGUUAGACCCCGAAGGACUUGGCUACAUCGAGCUGUGGCAAUUGGAGACGCUUCUUUUACAAAAGGACACGUACCUCAACUACAGCCAAGCUUUAAGCUACACAAGCCAAGCUUUGAGCCAGAACCUACAGGGUCUAAGGAAGAAAAGUCCUAUACGAAGAAUGAGCCGCAGAUUGCUCUACUAUUUGCAAGAGAAUUGGAAGAGACUUUGGGUUUUAACAUUGUGGGUUUGCAUAAUGAUUGGGCUGUUCACGUGGAAGUUUAUUCAAUACAAGCAGAAAGAUGCAUUUAAGAUCAUGGGCUACUGUCUUCUCACGGCUAAAGGUGCGGCUGAGACCUUAAAGUUGAACAUGGCACUUAUACUCUUGCCCGUAUGCAGAAACACCAUAACUUGGCUCAGGUCUACCAAGCUGGGACACGCUGUACCUUUUGAUGACAACAUCAACUUUCAUAAGACAAUUGCUGGGGCCAUCGUGAUUGGUGUUAUACUUCAUGCCGGGGAUCACCUUGCUUGUGAUUUUCCGAGACUUGUAAGGUCAUCUGAAGAAAAUUAUCAAACGUAUUUGAAAGGUGUAUUUGGUAAGCAUAAACCCAGUUAUGGAGACCUAGUUAAAGGCGUCGAGGGUGUGACUGGAAUUUUGAUGGUGAUUUUUAUGACAAUAGCAUUUACACUUGCAACCAAAUGGUUCCGCAGAAAUCUCAUUAAGCUGCCUAAACCAUUUAGUAGGCUCACUGGGUUCAAUGCCUUCUGGUAUUCACACCAUCUGUUUGUCAUUGUCUAUGUCCUCCUCGUCAUCCACGGAAUAAAACUUUACCUCGUGCAUGAAUGGCACCUUAAAACGACAUGGAUGUAUCUUGCGGUUCCAGUUUUGCUUUAUGCGUCAGAGAGAAUACUCAGAUUAUUCCGUUCUGGUUUAUAUACUGUCCGUCUCGGCAAGGUUGCCAUAUAUCCUGGAAAUGUUCUCACAUUGCAAAUGUCUAAGCCUCCUCAAUUUCGCUACAAGAGCGGACAAUACAUGUUUGUACAGUGUCCUGCUGUUUCUCCGUUUGAGUGGCAUCCUUUCUCUAUUACCUCAGCCCCUGGCGAUGACUACCUGAGUGUUCACAUUAGGCAACUUGGUGAUUGGACACAGGAGCUUAAAAGGGUGUUCUCUGAGGCCUGUGAGCCUCCUGUAUCCGGGAAGAGUGGGCUUCUCAGGGCUGAUGAAACGACUAAGAAGAGUUUGCCGAAGUUAAAGAUAGAUGGACCUUACGGUGCGCCGGCACAAGAUUAUAGAAAAUACGAUGUUUUGUUACUUGUCGGUCUCGGGAUAGGAGCAACACCUUUCAUCAGCAUUCUGAAAGAUCUUCUCAACAACAUCAUCAAAAUGGAGGAGAUGGCGGACUCAGUCUCCGAUAUUAGCAAAGGUUCAGACCUUAGUGCUGGGAGUACUACUGAUUCACCAUCUCUUAAUAAAAUUGCGCCAAAACGGAAGAAAACACUGAAGACUACCAACGCUUAUUUCUACUGGGUUACGAGAGAGCAAGGCUCUUUUGAUUGGUUCAAAGGAGUCAUGAAUGAAGUAGCAGAGCUUGAUCAAAGGGGUGUCAUUGAGAUGCACAACUACUUGACUAGCGUAUACGAGGAAGGGGAUGCUAGAUCCGCCCUUAUCACCAUGGUGCAAGCACUCAACCAUGCCAAAAAUGGAGUUGACAUUGUUUCUGGCACUAGAGUGCGAACCCAUUUUGCUAGGCCUAACUGGAAGAAGGUUUUCUCUAAAAUGUGUUCCAAGCACUGUAAUGGACGAAUAGGGGUAUUUUAUUGUGGCGCACCAGUUUUGGCCAAAGAACUUAGCAAACUCUGCUUUGAGUUCAAUGAAAAGGGUUCAACAAAAUUUGAGUUCCACAAGGAGCAUUUCUAAGCAAUUUGGACGGAGCACUCCCAGCUGUACUUAAAGUUAGCACGGUCACGUCACAACUUAAACCCGUCACUUUAGCAACUUUUGGCGUGGCAAGAUUAUAUUGAUUAUAUUCAACAGCUAAAACCUUUUUGUAUAGAUGUGAAGCAUUGUACAUACAGCCAGCGAGAUUGCUUGGCAUUUCAGUAUACAUGUGGCGACAUAACUAAAGAGAUAAGCGCAAUUAUACCGUCUACCACCUAGAGUGCGAUACAGCUACAUUGGAGAGAUGUUGACCUGAUUGUGGAGCCACGUCGAAUAUCGGCAGAUACAUCCACAGUGAAUUAGAUAUGGACAUUUUUGAAAAAGAUAAUAGGAGGUUAAAGGGGACUAGAGAAUGGAAUUCGAAUGCCUUUUUAAGAUUAACUUCCUGGUUUUCCUUCAAGGGGAUUCAGGGAAUUCUAGAAAACUCAGUGAAGCAAAUGACUCAUUUCUGCUUCUGCUUGCAUCCUAACGGGGAAGCGGGGAGAAGGGGACUAUAUAUCUUUGUAAAUGAGACUGGUAUACUGUUUUCUUUUUUAAAAGGGACCGAUAGUUCUAAUCUUUAUUUA